CCGUGUGUGCCGUCCGUUGGAGGUUGGAGCCUGCUCUGCAGCCGGAAGACGAAGCUAGAAAUCCACCACGCCACGCCAGGACGCACCGCCACAAAGCAAGGCAUGGGCAACGAGGCGUCCCGAGCAGAAGCAGGCCACUGAAAACGGCAAACGCAAAGGCGAAAGGCUACCAGAGUGGCCGUCGAGUGCGCAUCGCAUCGGCACAGCCCACCAGACCACCACCACCACACUACUGGUUGAUACUAGAGGGAGGGAGGGGCCGCCCCGGGGCGCUGAGGCGAGGCGUGGGGCGGAGGCUGCCGCGAUGGGCUCCGCCAUGUCGUCGAGCAUGGCGCUCCCGCUCGCGGGCUUCUGCUGCAGCGUCAUCUUCAUCGUCUUCGUCUGCUCCCGCCUCGCCUGCGCGCUCAUCCGCCGCCGCCGGGCCCGCCGGGCCCGCCGCGCCCCGGACCUCCCGCAGUACGCCGUCUCCCACUACUCCUACCCCGUCCACGUCGCUCGCCACUCCGUGGGGAGCGGCGCCGGUGGGGGCCUCGAUCCCGCCGCCGUCGCGGCCUUCCCCACCCGCGCCUUCGCCGCCACCCCGCGCGGCUCGGGCGCCUCCGACGACUCCUCCGAAGCCGAUUCCCAGUGCAUCAUCUGUCUUGCGGAGUAUGAAGAGAAAGAUGUGCUACGCACCCUUCCUUACUGCGGCCAUGAUUUCCACAUGGCCUGUAUAGAUUUGUGGCUGGAGCAGAACUCAACCUGCCCAGUCUGUAGAAUCUCGUUGCUUGAUAACCCUGAUACCGAUAGCGACCACACCACACCUCCUCUACACAGCAUAGUGAUUAGCCCUCCAAGCUCUCCUGAAUCGUCAAGAUCAGAUCCAUGCCGCUGCCUGUUUGUCAGCGCUGGACAUUCAUCCAGGGCAUCAGAGGCUCCUAGACAUGAGCCCGACCAGGAGAAUCAGGUGGCAUCUGACCCAUCAGUGGAUGGGGCUAACAACAUGCCGUUGUCUGAAGUUAACCCCACGCCUGAGAAUAACAGCCAAACAGUAAGAAAGCAGGUGGACAGAUCUACCCAGCUAGGGCCCUGCAAAUAGCAGCUGCUUUGGCGUCUCCCGUUUUCUGCAGAACUGCAGGGCGAAGGUGGUCCUGUAAAAUGUGAAGCAUCUGCACUGGCGGAUGGCUGUUGUAGGUUAGCUUUGAGGGGUUUGUUGUAUAUAUGAGAAAUCAUUCAGGUUUUUUUCUUGUUGGAGAAAAAAGAGAGAGAGAGAGCACAUUUCCCCCCCCCUUCAGGCAUACUACCUGUUGUUGCCAUGAACAGAUAGGACGAAGUAAAUCCUGAUUAGUCCCAUGUGAUGACUGAUGAGAGCAUUUGGCAUUGGCAUGCUUUCUGUACUGGAGGUUAAACUGAGAAAACCAUUUGAAAUGAACAAGCUUCUCUGGGGAUACUGGAGGUUAACUGCUGA
Molecule: messenger RNA, 1447 nt
Organism: Setaria italica (foxtail millet)
Lineage: Eukaryota; Viridiplantae; Streptophyta; Magnoliopsida; Poales; Poaceae
Product: RING-H2 finger protein ATL80
Exons: 2
Coding region: 305-1078 (257 amino acids)
Source: RefSeq, a predicted model, not a curated record